AUGUCAUUUAUUGGACCUGCUAGACCCCCAUCAACAAAUAAUAAUAACAAUAAUAAUGAAAAGGAUGAUAGUAACAUAACAGGUAAAAAAAGAGUUGGCCCUUCAUUAGAAAAUAAUAAUGAAAAGAAAAUUCAAUUAGAUAAUAACGAUGAAAAUACAAUAAUGUCACCUCAACCACCUCCAAAUAGAAAACCAGUUGGUCCAAUACUAGAUGAUAAUGAUAAACAUGAAACUAUGUCGCCACAACCACCACCAAAUAAAAAACCAAUUGGUCCAAAAUUGGAUGAUAUUGAUUACAAUAACAACAACAACAACAAUAAUAAUAAUACAACACUUCAACCUAUUGUUAAAAAAAGAGUAAUGGGACCAAGGUUGGACGAUGAUCAAGAUAAUAGUAAUACUAAAGUUAAUAAUAGUAGAAAUAAUAUAGGGCCAGUUAUUGGACCAAGAUUCAAUGUAAAUAGUAGCCACAGCGAUGAUAGUGAUGAUGAAGAUGACGAAAAAGAAAGAAUUUCACAAGAAUGGCAAAGAGUUAGAGGAAAUAGUAAUAAUGGUAAUGAAUCAACCAAUAAUGGAAUUAAAACACCCUCACAAAGAGAAGAGUGGAUGACAAUGAUUCCCUCCUCCAAAGUAAGCUCAAUGACAAAUAGACAGUUUAGCCAAAAAUCAACAAUAGCUCCAACAACAACAGCACCCCCAGAUCCAUCAAAAGACUCAAAAGAAUAUUUCGAACAUUUAAGACAAUACGAAACUGAAGAAAAAAUGAAAGAAUAUAAUCAAAGUAAUAGAUCUCAAUCAUUAUUAGAAAUGCAUAAAUCCAAAGCAAGUGCCAAUCCGCAAUCAUCAGGAAAGAAAAAUUUCCACUUUGACAGAGAUGAAGAUUUACAAGUUGGUAAAGUUGAUAAAGAACAUUUAAAUAAUAUUGUAAAGGACUCUGGUUUAUUAAAUUCAAAAUUUGGUAAAAGUAAUUGGAUGCAGAAUGUUAUUAAUUGUCAGCUUAAUCUUUUGUAUGAUUUCAAUGUUUGUUUUCCUUGUUUUUUUUUUUUUUUUUUUUUUUUUUUUUUUUUUUUUUUUUUGGAACUAUCAGUACUAAUAGGUUUUAUUUCAUUUAUUAUUAUCUAUAGGGCUUGCCAAAUGCAAUGGAAAAAGAUUGUGAAAAUGGAAAAAUAA
Messenger RNA from Dictyostelium purpureum, 1170 nucleotides. RefSeq lists its product as uncharacterized. The record is from RefSeq and is a predicted model, not a curated record. Lineage: Eukaryota; Evosea; Eumycetozoa; Dictyosteliales; Dictyosteliaceae. The coding region runs from base 1 to 1170 and encodes 389 amino acids. The transcript is spliced from 4 exons.